GGUAAGGCCCGGAUUUCAGGAAGAUGGCCCCUUCCCCUGCCUUUUCGGCCCCCAUCUUUGUCUUCUGCCUGCUGACUCUCAGCCCCACGGACUCCCUCGAGCCGGCCCCUGUGGUCUCCAGACUCCCAGAGGUCACCAACAGCUUCCAGAACCAGGAUCCGUGGGCCUCUCAGCCACGAGCCAUGACCCAUCACCACAGACACAGCCUCCUGAGGCAGGAGUGGGCCCACCGGGGGAUGCCGGGCCAGGCCAGAGUCUCCGGGGAGGCCAGCCUGCGGCACCCGGGCAGGUCUGGAUCGAUGGAGCGGCCCGCCAGCCUCCGGCAGAAGGACGUUUUCUUGGGCUUCACCUUUCCCUAUCCGGAGCAGGAGAACCACUCCCCAGGGUUGGAAAGAGGGAAGAAGCACAACCGGGAGCUCCGAAGACACAGCCGCAGGGACCGGCUGAAGCAGCACCGAGGCAAAGGUCCUGAUCGGGGCCCAAGCGCGCUGUAUAAAAAGCCUGAAAACUUUGAGGAGCAAUUUCAGGCACUCCAGACGGAAGGUUCCUCUACAGGAUUGGUGCCCACCUCCCUUCUCAGCUCCACAUCAAAUACUUCAACCGAGAAGCCCCCCGCUCCCCAAGCUACGUCCCCCCGUCCUCGGGUCCGUGCCAGGCAAGAGGGGGACGUGAUGCCCACCCUGGACAUGACUCUCUUCGACUGGACGGAUUACGAAGACCUCCGGCCAGAUAUGUGGCCCUUGUCCCAGAAGAAAGAGAAACAGCGGAGUCAGGCUGGUGGGAAUGAAACCACCCCCACUGAAGGGGAGCCCUGCGACCACCAUCUCGACUGCCUCCCAGGCUGCUGCUGCGACUUGAGGGAGCAUCUCUGCAAGCCCCACAACCGUGGCCUGAACAACAAAUGUUAUGAUGAUUGCAUGUGCGCAGAAGGUCUGCGCUGCUAUGCCAAAUUCCACCGCAACCGGAGGGUGACCAGGCGAAAAGGCCGCUGUGUGGAGCCAGAGUACACCGAUGGAGAUCAAGGAUCAUUUAUUAAUGUCUAGAGAGAUGCUGGGAAGCUUUUCUUGGCUGAAGGAGUUAAUUUAUAAUUAGUGGUGGGGUUGGGAAUGGAAGGGCAACCGGACGGCUUUGAUG
Molecule: messenger RNA, 1134 nt
Organism: Heteronotia binoei (common prickly gecko)
Lineage: Eukaryota; Metazoa; Chordata; Lepidosauria; Squamata; Gekkonidae
Product: draxin-like
Exons: 5
Coding region: 24-1043 (339 amino acids)
Biological process (GO): axon guidance; Wnt signaling pathway
Cellular component (GO): extracellular region
Source: RefSeq, a predicted model, not a curated record